ACCCUUUCAUCUCUGAUUAAUCAGCGCGCGACAAGACAGGGGGAAAUAAAUUGCGGUUGCACACUGGGAGUCAGCCGUGAACUCUGCUGUCCCGUGAGGUCCGGUGAUGUAUGAUCUCACAACAUUCAACUGGUUGUGUAAACAAACUCAUUAAUCCAGAAGGGUGCUUAUUAUACUAGCCUACUAGUGGGUGGAGGGUCAUUGUACGCGGUGCUGUCGACAUUCUACUGUACUUGAAUAUAAAGGAUGGGCGUGAGUCGCCCUCGAAAGGGAAGCGAGGGGGGAUCCAUUUUCAGCAUAGAAGGCGAGCUCACUGCUCAGUUCACUCUGCGCGCUGCUUCCUAUGCGGAGUGAGAGAGAGGCGCUAUGGAUACUACAGGAAACACCACACCAGCUGUCUGAAGACCAGCCAAAUAUCAACUGAAACGCACAGGAGGGAGGGGAGUGUGAGAAACAUAGGUUGUGUGUGUGUGUUAAAGUGUGCAUGUUAGAGAGAGCGAGAGAGAGGACUAAGGUUGGACCAGGUGAUCACGUCCUAUCAAACCUCCAAGGAGCUGCCGGCCAGGAUCAGUGUUUACAGGAAGGAUCAGAGUUCCGACCAGAACAUGGUGGUGCCAGCCCGCUGCCCGGGACCCUGUGCCAUGCUGGCGCUCAGCCUUCUCAUGGGAUACGGCGUGGUGCGCUGCGUCGCCGGUCAGAACGACACGGAGCCCAUCGUACUGGAGGGGAAGUGUCUGGUGGUCUGCGACUCCAACCCGUCCUCAGACGGCGGGGUGACUUCAUCGCUCGGGAUAUCCGUCCGGUCGGCUGGCGCCAAGGUAGCUUUCUCCGCGGUGCGCGGGACGAAUCACGAGCCCUCCGACAUGAGCAACACGUCCAUGACCAUCUACUUUGACCAGGCUUUAGUGAACAUCGGCAACCAUUUCGAUCUGAAAGCGAGUGUCUUCCAGGCGCCAAGGAGGGGCAUAUACAGCUUCGGCUUUCAUGUGGUCAAGGUCUACAACAGACAGACCAUACAGGUCAACCUGAUGCAGAACGACUACCCGAUCAUAUCAGCUUUCGCCGGUGACCAGGACGUCACUCGGGAGGCGGCCAGCAACGGCGUUCUUCUGCAGUUGGAGCGCGAGGACCGGGUGUAUCUGAAGCUGGAACGGGGCACGCUCAUGGGCGGAUGGAAAUAUUCCACGUUCUCAGGCUUCCUUGUCUUUCCACUAUAAUUUAAUAUGUGAUCACGGUAAUCGCAAACGUGACUCCUCCAUGGUUGAGGAACGAUUAAAAAACAAACAAAUUUGCUCUUUUAUUUGAAGUGGACUGUCAGAGGAAGAAGACAGAUUCGUAUGUGUACACACUACACACUUUACAGUAUCUAUUUCAUUCAAACAUUAACGUUUCCAUGGAGUUCGUACAUCCAAAUCCAUCGACUAAAACCCUAUCUGGAAGGAUAAUCGAAUCGAUCUACCCGUGAUGUAUAGGCCUACCACUUGUCGAUUAUUUGGAUUUUAUCGCUUGGGAGUCAACUAACUUUUGUCAACAGACUGUCAAGUCAGUCUACCUCUGUGUACCCUGACUGUCAAGUCAGUCUACCUCUGUGUACUGCUGAACAGAUGAGAAUAAUAUUAUAUACAUCGAAAAGCUUCAAACUUCCCGAACUAACGUGUAUUUACCAAUGCUCUCUCUAUUUUGUGUUUGUGUAGCCUUAAAUAAUAAUAUUUCCGUCAAGUGAGGUGUAUGGAAUUCUUAUGGACGUCCAGGAGAAGAAGAGUGCUUUCACGCCGAAGCCUUUUUUUUAUUUUUUUUGUUGCAGGAAUGGAAGAAUGUGUUUGUUUGUUGCUGUUCAUGGUGUUCCGUUUGGAUGCUGAACAUAAUGGAAGACUUUUUUUUGUUUUUGUUUUGUGCUUUUCACGGUGUUCCAUUUGGAUGCUGGACAUGUUGAAAAGAAGGCAAAUAUAGGCUGCCUAACUAUCCAGAGAUGAUAUGAAACAUUUUUAAAAAAGCGACAUAUUUCAGCCAAUGGACACGUCUAUAGAAACUCUUUUACAAAAAAAUAAUUAUUUAUCUAAUUUAUAAAGUACAUAUUCACAUUAUGGUGUGUUCUACAUUUCGGAUCUGCGUAGCUUUAACUGAUAUUGUGUCCAGUGACGUUGCUCACACAUGUACAUUGUGAAAAAUAACAACAGAAAAAUCCCAAUUAUAUGAUGUCCCGCCUAAUAAAUAAUAUUGCAUUGUAUACGCGUAUGUAUUCACUUUUAUUAUAUAGGCUACCAGUUUAGGCUUGCAAAUGACAUGCAAGGUCGAAAAGGCAUCAGGAAAGUAAUCGGGAUAGAAUCGGUCAUUAAAUGAAGUAGUGUACAGCAAACGGCCUCAGACCUGUAGCGCACUAUUGACUGACGCUGUCCAUGGUGCUGAUCGAGCAGCCGCUUGAACAGAAUGCAAUGUUACACUUCACAGAGCACUGGAGCCCACACCAACACGCAUUCAACUCUUGUGGUUUCAAAAUUGAAAACAGAUUUUUAUCAACUUUGCAUGUUUCAUUAUUGUGAGAUCAAACAAUAGACAAAUCAAUACAAUACAAUAGCAUACUGACAUUCUCAAAACCGCUAUAUUUUGAUUUGAGUGGCGAAAGAAGUACUCAAUAACUCUAAUUAUCUUCGCAAAAUAAUUAUGCAAUGCAGAGACACUGCGUUAUUGUUUUGGACCUGCUGUAGAAAAACAACCCUCCAUCACACAGGAACAAAGGGAACAGGUCUUCACUACCUUAUCAUGUAGAACGUAAAGCUGUGUAAAUGCCUGGUCUAUUUGCAGAGGUGGUGUGUGUGUGUGCGUGUGUGUGUGUGUGUGUGCGUGUGGGAUAGCAAAUAUAUAAGUAGAUGUUAUACCUAAUGGUGCCUAGAUGUGGAAUAUAGGCCUCUACAAUGCAGUCUUAUUGCCAUUGGUUCUCUGAUGUAGGUCAAAGAGGAACUAAUUAAAACAAACAUUGUGAAAGAUAACGGCCAUAAAUGAAACGGAUAAUAGAACAAAAUGAAUUGGUGUGGUGUAGUUACAGUUUAGCCCAAUAGGAACGUAACGGAGAUGUUAAGUACACCUAGGAUUUUGUCGUUGUUGGUUUCCUUCGGGGGCCGCGUCCCAGCCUCUCCUUGCUGAAACCCGCAGCUCGAUAUCCAGAGGAAGUCAUGACAAAUCGUAUGUGUACAUACCAUCUCCGUUAUGUUCUUAUUAGGCUACACUGGAACACUUUACUUUGACCUUUGCAUUGGACCCUCAGAACGUCUGUGGUCUGGAACCCAAAACCACUUACUUGACUGUUGCUACGUGAUGCUUAAAAGCUCAUGGGUUGUUUUGCAUAAGAACAUCGUUUUAAACAGCUACCCGGGGUUGCAAAUGCAUUCAGGCAACUAUAGUAUCAUAAACUGUCGAUGUUUAUGCCUUAUCUCUCGUGGGUAGAUUGUGCGUGUAGCCGGAAGAAUCUGUCGGGGCUGAAUGACACGUACGUGAUGACGAGCAGCAUUUGUUUGGGUUUUGGAGUUUUCUUCAUUGGUUAUUUGAACGUAUCAGGAUGAGGCGAAAGCGGUGCUCAAAUUGCUUUGCGCGUGUUCCCAGCCGGAUUGGAAGGGGGCUUUGAAUGAUAGUUUUCUAAAGGUGGAGACCAAACCUGGGGGUCAAGUACAUGUGUGUUUGAGUAUUUUAUAUUUAAAAACUUUUGUUCUGUAUAUUUGAGUAUUUUCUAUUUAAAUACUUUUGGAGCAUUUGCAAAUACACAGGCAAAAACAUUUCGAGUAUUUGAUUGGAUAUUUGUAAAAAAAAAGAAUAAAAAAAGUUGAACAAAUUGAAUUUUAAAGUUCUUUCAAAUAUUUUUUCAAAUACUAUCUUUAAAUACCUUGGUCGAAUUCAUGGGAGUGUAUUCGAGCCUUCCUAGUGUAUUUCCAAAUACAUUCCAAUAUUGAGCUACUUGUUAUUUCAAAUGAAGGUUAACUGAAUACAUGUAUUUAAGUGGAUUAAAAAGUAAUUGAAAUGACUGAAAUAAUAUUUGAACCCAGGUCUGGUAUUUUGAUAAUGAUGCAGGUGUGCAUUGUGCUGUAUGCCAAGCAGUCAUGACAGCAGCAAGAUGGCAGACUUUAGCUGUGGAUCAAUGAUAUUGGCUGAGAUCUGCUAUCCUCAAAAGAAUGCUAAAAUAUUCUUAUGCAGAUUAUCAUUUCUCAACUAAUAUUGAUCAAAGUCGAUUAUCUCAGCAGGAUCUCUUUUAGUGACUUUAUAUUCACCUAUCAAACAUGUCAAUGGCACAAAAUAAAGAGAUUUGUAUAGCCUAUUAUUCAAAAAAUCUUAUAAAAUGUAAUGUCCAAGAAAAAAUCCAAGGUGGCAACUGAAUUGGCAUUGGAAGUGGAACCCAGCUGGUAACUGUCUAGGGAAUCAGCCUUGACUAGUUCUAUACAGUUCCUACCCUGAACAUACCAGACACUAUAAGUGCACUUUCUAUACAAAAUAUGUUUUAUUGUAACAUACAUGUGUAGUGAAAUAGGUUGUUUUAGAGGGUCAGCCAUCAUAGUACAUUGCAAAUUUGGGUUAAGUGCCUUGUCAAGCGCACAUCUACAGACUUUUCACCUUGUUGGCACGGCUACUCAAACCAACAACUGAAAGGUUGCUGGCCCCACGCUCUAACCGCUAGUCUACCUGCCCCCCUAGUACACAUCUGGUUGAUAUGGCCAUUCAUUUUUCCAUAACGAGACCUAAAUGUUCUAAUGGGACCAACAGCUGAGAGCACAGCAGAGCAGGGAGGCCUGCUGUUACUAAGACAGAUGACAGGCCAGCUAUAAGAGUAGAAUGGACCUGGAAACCAACCUACAACUCACCGCCUCCCUUUCAAUAGCUAUUUGGACAGCAUUGUAUAACGCUCCAUAAACUUGUGAUUAAGCCCAUACUAACUCAAACCAUCUAUUUUGGGACCAUUGAUUCCCCUUAUUAUAGUAGUGUCUCAUUCGCUUGUCUGUUCAAGGCUUGAUUUCUCAAAAUGUUUCUUGUUGUUCCAAUUAUUUGAAUCCGUAGAGGCAUACACAAAGAUAUAAGGGAUUAUUUCUGUGUGUAUUCUAGCGACGGGCCUUUUUCCACAGGAAGCUUGUACAAUAUCGGCGAUCUGCUGCUAGCCAUGAAACUUCAAAACACCAUAUUGUUGCUGGAUGGGUGUAUUUGAUAUUAGCAUCAUGUAGCAGAGAUAUGAAAGUUAGCCACCUGUCUAGAUGAGUGUAUUUGAUAUUAGCAUCAUGUAGCAGAGAUAUGAAAGUUAGCCACCUGGCUGAUGUGCACAUCUCUAUGUCUUCUGUUAGCAGCACUCGUUUAUAAGUGCGAACCAUGGUUGUAUUGGGUAUUGGGUGUCUACGGCAUUUAUCAAAGAUGUGAAGUGAUAAAAACACCAUGUGUCUGCCCCAAUAGCACCAUCAAUCCCUGUUUAUGUAGAGGGGAGGGGAGUGGGGGAUUUUAUGAAUGUAUAGACAGCAGCAUAUUGUGCUUUGUGGGCCCUAUAAAUAUAACGAUACAACUGGUACCACCCACUGAGCUAAUAUAGCCAUAUGUUUUAAAGAUGUCUUUGUUUCAGAGUUAGUCUCUUGGUGGCUGGUUUGCUUCUUGUUAAAUACCCUUUGAGGCUUUGUCUUUGGGCUCAUGUUUCAUUUUAGCCGCUCACCCAGCAGGAUCGUAAAACUUCAAUGUGGGACCUCACAGCACACAGCACGACAAUACUUUAUGCAUUACAGUCUAAAUGACAUAUUAAAGUCAUCCGAGGCAUAUUAUCUGUGGCUUCAGCCAGUUCUAA
Oncorhynchus kisutch (coho salmon) is the source of this 5800-nucleotide messenger RNA. RefSeq names its product cerebellin-2-like. The record is from RefSeq and is a predicted model, not a curated record. Gene Ontology annotation, biological process: maintenance of synapse structure. Gene Ontology annotation, molecular function: protein binding. The coding region runs from base 606 to 1217 and encodes 203 amino acids. Gene Ontology annotation, cellular component: synapse. The transcript is spliced from 4 exons. NCBI's taxonomy places the organism in Eukaryota, Metazoa, Chordata, Actinopteri, Salmoniformes, Salmonidae.